Rotaria sordida is the source of this 666-nucleotide messenger RNA. The record is from the annotation of a GenBank genome assembly. Lineage: Eukaryota; Metazoa; Rotifera; Eurotatoria; Philodinida; Philodinidae.
AUGACUACCUAUUUAUUAUUAAUUCUAUUACUGCUAUCACAUCAGCAUACGAACGUUCAAGCAGGACGUUCUGCUCUCUGUUUUUUGACACGUAUACCAGCAUUAGAAACACUUGAAUUUGCACAAGAAUUGGCUCAAGAUGCAAUAGAAUAUGAUGUUGAUGUAUUUAUUAUGAUUGAUGAUAAUAAAUUUAAUGUAUCUACCAUAAAUAUUUCAUCCAAUAUCCGAUUAGUUCAAAUUUCAAAUCAAGAAUGUAUUUAUUAUGGUUAUCGAAAAACAAUUUAUGUAGGAAAAGGCUGGCCAAAAAUUACAUCAUGGGAUAAAGCUCUUCUCUAUUUUACUUUAUUGAAUAAUAAUUAUGGAUUUGUUUGGUUAAUUGAAAAUGAUGUUUUAAUUCCAAGUGUACAAGCAUUUCGUUCAUUACAUCAACUUUAUUCGAAUACUAGUGAUCUUAUUGUUCCAAGUAAUAAAAUUAAUUUAUUAGGUGAUACAUCAACUCGGAUUUGGUGGCCACAGGCAGUUGGAAAACUUAUCCUACCUUGGUCUCAUUCAAUGGUUAAUGUAGUAGGAUUAAGUCGACGAAUGCUAAUAGCUAUUGAGAAGAUGACAGGAACACUUGCACCAGGUCAAAGUGAAGAAUUGUUACAAAUGGCUCAUCUUGCCUAA